This is a messenger RNA of Saccostrea cuccullata (small rock oyster), 932 nucleotides long. RefSeq names its product GTP-binding nuclear protein Ran. The transcript has a single exon. Gene Ontology annotation, biological process: protein import into nucleus; ribosomal subunit export from nucleus. The coding region runs from base 63 to 704 and encodes 213 amino acids. Gene Ontology annotation, molecular function: GTP binding; GTPase activity. NCBI's taxonomy places the organism in Eukaryota, Metazoa, Mollusca, Bivalvia, Ostreida, Ostreidae. Gene Ontology annotation, cellular component: nucleus; cytoplasm. The record is from RefSeq and is a predicted model, not a curated record.
CCUUUCAUAAAAGAGCGAAACUCUUGGCAGGCGCGCCAUUUUGCGUAGCACACCGGUUUACAAUGGCAGAUCAAAUUCCUACAUUUAAACUUGUUCUUGUUGGAGAUGGUGGCGUGGGAAAGACAACAUUCGUCAAAAGACACGUCACAGGAGAAUUUGAGAAGAAAUAUGUCGCCACACUCGGUGUUGAGGUCCAUCCUUUGAAAUUUCACACAACUCGUGGUGAGAUCAUCUUCAAUGUAUGGGAUACAGCUGGUCAAGAAAAAUUCGGUGGUCUGAGAGAUGGUUACUACAUUCAAGGACAGUGCGCCAUUAUAAUGUUUGAUGUCACAUCUCGUGUGACCUACAAAAAUGUUCCCAACUGGCAUAGAGAUCUGGUGCGCGUUUGUGAAAAUAUCCCCAUUGUUUUGUGUGGGAACAAAGUUGAUAUCAAAGAUCGAAAAGUGAAGGCCAAAGCCAUCGUGUUUCACCGAAAAAAGAACUUACAGUACUAUGAUAUUAGCGCCAAGAGUAACUACAACUUCGAGAAGCCUUUCCUUUGGUUGGCCAGAAAAUUGGUUGGAGAUGCGAAUCUGGAAUUUGUUGCUAUGCCUGCCCUUCAACCACCAGACAUCAAGAUGGACCCAAAUCUAGCAGCACAGUACGAACAAGAGCUACAAGCCGCAGUGGAAGUCGCACUCCCAGAUGACGACGACGAUUUAUAGAUUUUAUAAACACUUUUCAGCUCUGAUAUUUAUCACUGUUUAUAAGAGUCAAUUGAUGAACUUCUGACAUCUGUGAACUAACUUGGGACACAUUCACAAACAUUGUUUCAAAAAAAAAAGUGUAAUCAUGAACUUUAUGUUUUAUUUAAAAUGCCUAAAUGGUUUUGUUAUAUGACAAAUGUUUGUAUUUGUGUCACUUUUGUAAACAAAUAAAAUGGACAAAACUAA